AUACCGGGUGCCUGUUAGACAGAGUUGCAGCUCCAGGAGUGAAAAAUUUGACGGAGCGAAAAUUUUACGCGUACACUGGCGAUGCCUGCUGCGAUGGGAUCCCUGUAUUCGAAUUGUAGAAAGUUCGAAAAAAUUCGAACCCCCCUUACCAUAGUAGCCUUAGUUACCGCAGGUGAUCAUAAAUAAUGAAAAAAUGGUUUUGCAUAAACAAGAAAUGCACAUCGUUCGUUAAUACGGCUCAUAAGGAGUUACCACAACCAUUCAAAAUUAAUGUUUUACAAAUAAAAAAUACGCUGCCAUCAAAAUUGAAUACUAUACCAGAACGACUACUUUUAAUAUCCAGAAGCAAUUUGCUAAGAAAAAUGUACGACUUUGAUAUAAAUGCCAUUCCAGGCAUCGCAUAUAUUAAUUCAGCGCUCACUCACCAAAUUAAUACAGCUGCAGUUAAUCUAGAAAUUUCGGCGAUUCAAAAUUUCAACAACUCGCAGAAUAACGUUUCAAAAAAAAAUCAAUCUCGUACUCAAUUCAUGAAAAAUCGUAAACAAAAGCAACAUUACUUGGCACGUGAUUCAAUACCGAAUUUCCAAACGUAUUUUUCAAACACGAAACAACCGAAUCCAAUGUACAUUACUUCUUCAAUUGUCAAGAAACCAAGAAUUGUCCAAAAAGUCUCAAAAUCAGCUAUACCUAGAAAGUAUGAUGCACUAAUGGACCAUUUGGGUAUAUCAGGAUACAAUCAUUUCGAACUCGCCGUGAUACGCGAUUUAGAAAAACGCGAAGAACAAAAAGUUGAAGCAACUAUACAUACUUUGUUUGAGAAUACAAAUCGAUUUAAUGCAAAAGUGGUUAAACAAACUGCAUCGAAUACGAAUAGUUCACCACUGCCUCCAGUAGAAUGGCUGCAUGGCCAAAGUUCUUCAUUUGAUCAGAUAAACCAAACUAAGGAAAAUUGUAGUACCCAUAAAUCGUGGAAAAAGGUGCUAGCGUUGCCUUCAGACAUUCUUAUAUCAAAUGAAUUCUUUAAAAUUGAACCUGAGCUAGCCAGAGAAAACAAAUAUAGGAACAAAACUAGUGCAUCAAAUGUUCACCAUAGAAAGAAUUUUAUAAGUUCAAGUGUGUUGAGCAUAAUUACCCCUAUGCCAGUUCAUAGUUUAAGUACAAAUAGGAUGGAUCGAAAAGAUGGCCAACAUGCUGCUUGUAUCUCGAGUAGCAGUGCUUCAAACUGCUUCAAUAAAACGCCUAAUGAUAUUGAAAAAGUUGUCGAGAAACGUCAUGAACAGUUUAAGUCAAUCGCUCUUAGGACAAAAAGCUCAACUACAGAAAUCACCCCGACAACAUCCGUAUCCGUGCCUAUAACUAACAAACAAUUAAUUCAAUCAUCGCGAAAAAUGAUAUCGAAUCGCAAUACUUCAUUUCGUAAUUUACUCUUCCGAACACAUUCUCAAACAAAAAAAAACAAUAACACAAAAAUGAGUACGAAUCGAGGAACUAUCAAAUUUAGUGACUAUUUGAGAAAUCCCCAAAAUGAUUUCUUAUAAAUAGCCUAUAAAACAAAUUCGCGCGGUACUCGACAUGUUUUGAGAGUAAGCUGAUUAUUAUCACACAGUUGUUCACAACUAUUCAAUU
This is a messenger RNA of Topomyia yanbarensis, 1626 nucleotides long. RefSeq lists its product as uncharacterized. The record is from RefSeq and is a predicted model, not a curated record. The coding region runs from base 186 to 1538 and encodes 450 amino acids. NCBI's taxonomy places the organism in Eukaryota, Metazoa, Arthropoda, Insecta, Diptera, Culicidae. The transcript has 2 exons.